CCUGGGCGGAGCCCGCGCGGGAUCCGGGAGGCUGCAGGAGCCGGCGGCGGCUGCGGGGCGGGGGUCGCGGCCGAGGCAGCGGGUUCGGAGCCGGAUCCCCGCAAGCACUGCCCUGUCGCCGCGUGACCCCUCGUCGGGAGCGCGCCUCGCACCUCGCCCCGCGCCUGCGCGUUCCAGCAGGGCUCCCUUCUUCCCCAGCUCCUUGACGCCCCUGCCAAGAUGGCAUCCGCCGGAGACCCCGCUGCAGGGCCUCGGGACGCCGCAGACCAGAACUUCGACUACAUGUUCAAGCUGCUGCUGAUCGGCAACAGCAGCGUGGGGAAGACGUCCUUCCUCUUCCGCUACGCCGACGACUCCUUCACGCCCGCCUUCGUCAGCACCGUGGGCAUUGACUUCAAGGUCAAGACCGUCUACCGCCACGACAAGAGGAUCAAGCUGCAGAUCUGGGACACGGCGGGCCAGGAGCGCUACCGGACCAUCACCACGGCCUACUACCGCGGAGCCAUGGGCUUCCUGCUCAUGUACGACAUUGCCAACCAGGAGUCCUUCGCGGCCGUGCAGGAUUGGGCCACACAGAUCAAGACCUACUCCUGGGACAAUGCCCAAGUCAUCCUGGUGGGGAACAAGUGUGACCUAGAGGACGAGCGGAUUGUGCCCACCGAGGACGGCCGGAGACUCGCUGAUGACCUUGGAUUCGAGUUCUUUGAGGCCAGCGCCAAGGAGAACAUCAACGUGAAGCAGGUGUUUGAACGCCUGGUGGACAUCAUCUGCGAGAAGAUGAAUGAGUCCUUGGAACCCAGUUCCAGCCCUGGCAGCAAUGGGAAAGGCCCAGCCCUGGGGGACCCUGCGCCGCCCCAGCCCAGCAGCUGUAGCUGUUAGGGGGACCCUCGCCGCCACCUGCCUCAUCUGCCUCCUCAGGGACUGUGACCCGGGCAUGAGCCACAAGGGCUGCUCCCAAGCUCGGGGCCCCUUCUUCUCUCCUAUCUACUACCCCCCACCCUGGCAAGGCUCACUCCCUCUCGGUGUCACCGCCAUGCUCAACCCCAGGGCUCAACUCAGCAUUGCAGGCAGCAGCCUGGGGAUGGCGUCAUGCACAAGCUUGCUGCUUUCCAGGGCUUUUUAGCAGGGUGACCAUUGGCAGCACGUCCCGCCAUGCCUGAGGAAGAGGCCUCCAUAGUCCCUUCUACAUUAGAACCACUUUCUGGGGGCACUCUGCACUGGGCAUUGCCUGGUGUGUAGGAGCCCGGAGAAGGUAUCAUGAUGCAGGUUCCCCCAGGAGAGGUGGAGGCAGCCCCUCUUUCUCAGGUCUCCCACCUUAGCCUUGAGCCUACCAUGUGAACCCCCUAACUGCCAAAGCUCUAAGAUGAUACCACAAUCCGGGGCCCCACAGACCCCUUCCUCUGGCUGGCAGAUUGAAUACUAAAGCCCAUUUUCCUGUUA
Chinchilla lanigera (long-tailed chinchilla) is the source of this 1440-nucleotide messenger RNA. RefSeq names its product RAB3D, member RAS oncogene family (gene Rab3d). The record is from RefSeq and is a predicted model, not a curated record. Lineage: Eukaryota; Metazoa; Chordata; Mammalia; Rodentia; Chinchillidae. Gene Ontology annotation, molecular function: GTP binding; GTPase activity. Gene Ontology annotation, biological process: protein secretion; protein localization to plasma membrane; regulation of exocytosis. The transcript is spliced from 5 exons. Bases 220 to 879 code for a protein of 219 amino acids. Gene Ontology annotation, cellular component: plasma membrane; endosome; synaptic vesicle.